Pochonia chlamydosporia 170 is the source of this 1314-nucleotide messenger RNA. RefSeq names its product protein kinase-like protein. NCBI's taxonomy places the organism in Eukaryota, Fungi, Ascomycota, Sordariomycetes, Hypocreales, Clavicipitaceae. The transcript is spliced from 2 exons. Gene Ontology annotation, molecular function: protein kinase activity; ATP binding. The coding region runs from base 1 to 1314 and encodes 437 amino acids. Gene Ontology annotation, biological process: protein phosphorylation. The record is from RefSeq and is a predicted model, not a curated record.
AUGCUCAACCUCAAUGACAGGUUAUUCGGAUUUAGUGGUGCCAUCAGUCCUGGCGGUCCAAGUGUCUGGCACAUCACAGACUGGGAUCAGCGGCGCCUAGUGUCCGUUAUGAUGGACGAGGAGCAGGAAGAAGAGGACGAAGCGCGUGGUCAUCUUCUCAAGUACAUCAAUGACCUCCCACCUGACGUCCAUCAAAUUCACGUAUCCCCUACCGGCGAACUCAUUUCCGUGUCCAACGAUCCAAAGGACGAUCCAACGUAUUUUCCUUACUACCCACCACUGAGUGAAGUUCAGAAUCCAAAUAAUGCCCCAGUGGUCUCGCGGGCAGAUCUCUAUGAACUUGACAGGCUGGGACCAAUGGUCGACCUUGUGAUAUGCCCGCGGUCAGAACCUACAAGGCAGCUCGUGUUCAAGUACUAUUUUCACAUCCAACGUUUACGCUUUAUAUGGCACGAAAUGAAUCUGUGGAUGCGUCUGCCCAAGCAUCCCCAUAUUGUACCGUUUGACAAGAUUGUCGUGGAUGAACUUGAAGGGCGAUUAGUCGGGUUUACAACUCUAUACAUCCCCGGGGGCACAUUGGAAGAGAACACAUCUCGCAUGUUCAAACUAAAAUGGCUUCAUCAGCUGACGAGCGUGGUCGACGAGCUAAAUCUGAACCUGGGAAUCGCUCAUCAGGAUGUUGCUGCACGAAACCUUGUGAUAGAUGAGACGACGGAUUCCCUGAUGAUAUUCGACUUUAAUUUCUCGGCUCGCAUCGGGAAGCCAGAAUGUGAGGAGGUCAGGAACGAUAUCAAGGGAGUCUUAUUCACCAUGUACGAGAUUAUAACCCGCCACGAUGACCUUCGCAGAGUAAGACACGAAGAGCAAGAUGCCUCUGUCAUUGAACAAGCCGAAUGGGUGAAGCAUCCAGAUGUUCUCCUGGACCAUCCAGUCUCCGAGUUUCGCAAAGUUUUGACAGAGUGGUGCCAAAAGCGAAAGAACGGGGAGAAGGCGGGCGUGCACACAGACACCCCCAAUUUCGUGGACUGGCCACCUCUUCCAGAUGCUCCACUUUCUGGGAUCGAAUUUCGCCUCACAGAUGGAACGACAAGGACGGAAUUUUGGAAGAGAGAUAUGUGGAGAAGAAGUGAGCUGCGAGAAAAGGGCAAGACUAUUCUCAACUGGCAGCGACGUGCCCAGGUAAAGCUCGAGCCGAGGAGACUAAGUGGGAUUGAGAGCAAGCAGUACAAUGAUCAGCUGGUUGAUCCUGCUGCCGGAGACUUUGGCGAUGCUGAAGACUACGUCCGACUGGGUUAUGUAAAGAGGACACCAUAG